Olea europaea var. sylvestris is the source of this 555-nucleotide messenger RNA. RefSeq names its product probable calcium-binding protein CML41. The record is from RefSeq and is a predicted model, not a curated record. NCBI's taxonomy places the organism in Eukaryota, Viridiplantae, Streptophyta, Magnoliopsida, Lamiales, Oleaceae. Gene Ontology annotation, molecular function: calcium ion binding. Bases 1 to 555 code for a protein of 184 amino acids. The transcript has a single exon.
AUGGCAGCAAGAAUUGCGAAGUCUCUCAAGCUCCGUUUCGUUUCAAAACCCAAAACUCCAAGCCCUCCUUCCAUACCUCAAUCACCAAUCACAGCCCACGGUGGAAGUGGUGGUUCAGGCCGUUUUUCCGCCCUGCAAACACCAACCAAAGAAGAUGAAACCCGACAAGUUUUCUCUUACUUCGACAAUGACAACGAUGGCAGGAUUUCAGUGGAUGAACUGAUGGCAUAUUUCACGUCCAUUGGAGAAUCCAUAACACAUGACGAGGCUCAGAAAAUCGUACAAGAAUUCGACAAAAACGGCGACAAUUUGUUGGAGUUUGAAGAGUUCGUCGGAUUAAUGGAAAAAGAUGAUAAUAUUCUUAAGAUGGCUUUUGAAGUGUUCGAGAUUGAAAAGGGUUCCGGGUGCAUCACGGCGGAGGGGCUGCGCCAGGUUUUUCGCCGCCUUGGAAACGCCAAAUCGUAUCAAGAAUGCGAGUCUAUGAUUAGAGUUUUUGAUCUUGAUGGCAACGGAGUGCUGGAUUUUUAUGAAUUUCAAAAGAUGAUGGCCAAUUAG